This is a messenger RNA of Enhydra lutris kenyoni (northern sea otter), 2401 nucleotides long. RefSeq names its product LYR motif containing 2. NCBI's taxonomy places the organism in Eukaryota, Metazoa, Chordata, Mammalia, Carnivora, Mustelidae. Bases 37 to 303 code for a protein of 88 amino acids. The record is from RefSeq and is a predicted model, not a curated record. The transcript is spliced from 3 exons. Gene Ontology annotation, cellular component: mitochondrion.
CUGGAGUUCUAGGGAGACCGGUGCUACCUGGAGGAAAUGGCUACUUCCCGGUUACCCCCGGCGACACUGACGUUAAAGCAGUUCAUGAGAAGGCAACAAGUUCUCCUUCUCUACAGAAGGAUUUUGCAAGCAAUUCGCGAAGUUCCAAAUGAUUCUGAUCGCAAAUACCUGAAGGACUGGGCAAGGGAAGAAUUCAAAAGAAAUAAAAGUGCCACUGAAGAGGACACAAUCCGGAUGAUGAUUACUCAAGGCAAUAUGCAGCUCAAAGAGCUAGAAAAAACCCUUGCUUUGGCAAAAUCUUAACUGUAGCAUCAUUCUGAAACACUGAAUUUCAGAGUUUCCAUGUGUAUCGUUGAGCUGAUUAGACUCAAUGAUGGGCAGCCUAAAAGCAAGUCAGACUGUUCAGUACCUGGGAGAAUGUCAGGACACGGAGCACGGCAGGUCAGAGCAAAGAAAAGCACAUCAGAACAAUCGCCUUAACACUGAAAAACAUACCCUUGAAAUUGUUUUUGCAAAUGUUUUUGGAUAUGUCAGCAGUUCAAGUAGCAAAAACCAGUACAAAUGGUCAGCACGUACAAUCCUCAACAUCAUUAACCCUCUGGGAAAUGCAAAUUGAAACCACACUGAAACAGUAACUACCUCCAUUGGAAUAAAUACAACUAAAACAGUUAGUAGCAAAUAUUGAUAAAGAUGUAGGGAAAUUGGACCCCUCAUAUGUGCUGUGGGAAUAUCAAAUGGCACAGCCACUCUGGAAAACAAACUGUCAGUUGCUUCAAAGAUUAAGUUACCACACAAGUCAGCAGUUUCCUCCUAGGUUUAUAACCAAGAGAACUGAAAAUCUUUCUAUAAAAAACUUGUACGGGAAUAUUCAUAGCAGCAUUAUUCAUAAUAGCCAAGAAGUAGAAGCAAUCCAGAGGCCCAUCAACUGAGAAAACGAUUAAAUACGAUGUCUGUAGAAUAUUAUUUAGCAAUAAAAAGGAAUGAAGUACUGAUAACAUGUCUGCUACACAUGGAUGAACCGGAGACCAGUCACAAAUGAUCACACGUUGUACGAUUCCAUUUGUAUGAAGUAUCUAAAAUAGGAAGAAAGAGGUGGUUGCCCAAGUCUGUGUGGAUAGCAUGGCAAGUAAUUGCUAAUGGAUAUGGGGUUUCUUUUCUGAGUGAUGAAAACAUUCUAAAGUUACAGUGGGGCUCCUGGUUGCAUAACUCUUAUUAUACUAAAGUCCAUUGAAUCGUAUAUUUUGCAUGUAUAUGAAUUAUACUUCAGUAAAGGUUUUAUGGAUUUUUUGGCUGAUGUAGAAUUGACAUAGAAUACUGUGUAAGUAUUUUAAGAAACAUACCGUAUGAGACGUAUGGAAGUAUACUGACCUCGGGAGAUGCCCUGGACCUUUCUUGAAAAAAUCCUCCUGCAUUACUGAGGGUUCCUCAGAUGGGUCAUGAUCCAGUCAUCCAAGGAUUCUCUGAAAACAUCAUCACUGGGAAUAUAGAUCUUUGUUGGAAAGAAGAGAGAAGCUUAAUGAACACAUUGAGGCACUUACCAAAAAGAAGAGGCAACAACAUCUGGAUGAAACUAAUGCAAUUAUCUUAGCCUCCGCAUAGAAGUGAGAGCAUCAGGGAAGAUCCUUGGUGCAUUAGGUUCUCCUCCAGUGACAGGAAGAGAAAGUUUGCAGAAUACACUGGAGACGAGAAGUUGACCUGAGGAUACUCUGACCAAAUAAUGUACAACAGUUAAUUUAGUGAAAGUGAAAGCUUAUGGAAGAGGCGGGAUUGGCAGUCCCCACAGACGGAUGUCCUCUGUUCUUUUACAGAACAGAUCUAAAAAGGUAAUCCCAGAAUCUGACCAGCACCUGAAAAAUCUAGGAGAAAUUCUGCAGAAUGAUAAAUGGUCACCUAGUACUGGACUGCACACCAGAAGGAAGAGAGAGGCAGCAGGAGGAGUUCAUCCAUGACCUGCCUGCAUUGCCGGCUCCACAGGCUCAGCCCACAAGAUAAAAUAAUUCUGAAUGUUCUUCAGCCAGGUUAUCUAAUUCAAAAUGCAUGAGCUGCAUGGGUGGUUCAGUGGUAGAAUUCUCGCCUGCCAAAAUGCAUAGGCUGAUGAUCAGAUUUGUCUGUAGCCUUACAUCAGUCAAGCUAUUGCCAAGCCAUCUGAUGGGCAGAAGCCUUUGUGAACAGUCUGUGAACAGAAAGCACUCUCCUUCUUGCAGCAUGAUACACCUGUUCAAGUAUAGGCAACUUUUAGUAAAUCUAAAAUCUUGACACUACAAAUCACCUUUUCAUGAGGUGUAGAAGUCAGUGACUUGGUGACAUUCUUCCUAGCAGCGCUGUAGGUCAAAGAUGUAAGAGCAUUUGUGGUUUAAGUUUGCAAGAUGCAAUUAACAGAUGCCAAGAAAACAGAACUUGG